AAGUAAGAAAACUUAGGGAUUCAUUGUUCCGUGACAAAAAUUAAUUUAAUAUUUCUCAUUUCUUAUCUGUGCAACGUCAAAGUCGGCAGCGCACACACUGGUGCACAGGUUCAGCGGUGUGUGACCCAGAGGAACCACAGCUUUGCCAGCAGUUAUGGCAUCAUUUGGUUUGAUUUACACAGUUGCAGUGUGAGUUCAUUUUGGUGAUGAUAUCACAGCUGAGUCGGCAGUGCACUUGUACACAGAAGACACAGAAGACUUUGCUCUUGUCAAAACUGUAUGAGCAAAUGAUUUAAAUCCUCCCUUUGUUCAGGGUUGACUGAUCUGGCAUCAUCACCUCAGGACUCAACCACCAGAGUUAGGGUUGUCCCCCAGAGGCACUUGACACACCUCUUUUCAAAUCAUACUCCUGCCUCCUGCUGUGUUUGUUUCAAUUCUGCGUGGGACAUUUGUGACAUUGUCUGACUGUGUGUGUCUGUCACACAAAAGAUAACUUCCCUCUGCUGUCACAAGGCCUGUGGGUUUCCCCCACUCUAGGACUGAAUAGCACAUCUCAACAUUUAGCCCUGCUGUCGUCGUGGUGCGAGGAGCUUGGUCGCCUCCUCCUGCUGCGUCACCAGAAGAACCGGCAGAACGAACCGCCGGGGAAAGUCCAAAUGCAGCCCAGCAUGAGCAGCAUGAAGCCCGGCCUCACACACAGUGAUGGAUCAUUUCCCUAUGACUCUGUCCCCUGGCAACAAAACACCAACCAGCCCCCUGGUUCAUUGUCUGUGGUUACAACCGUGUGGGGCGUGACCAACACGUCACAGAGUCAGGUUCUGGGAAACCCAAUGGUGAACAGCAAUAACCCCAUGAAUCCUGGAGGUAACCCUAUGGGGUCAGGCAUGUCUAACAGUGCAGCAGGACUCAACUCACCUCAGUUCAGUGCUCAGCAGCAACAGUUCCCAAACAAAGGAGGUUCCAAUCAACAAUACAUGCAGCAGGGCAUGUACGGCAGACCUGGUUAUCCUGGUGGUCCCGGAGGAUACAGCGGAAGUUAUUCUGCGGGCCCCAAUGCUCCACCAGGAGGUAUGGGAAUGACCUCCCACACACGUCCUCCUGGUGACUUCACUCAGCCAGCUGCCGCUGCUGCAGCAGCUGCUGUUGCCGCGGCUGCUGCUACGGCAACGGCCACGGCAACAGCCACGGUAGCGGCUCUGCAGGAAACACAGAACAAAGAUAUCAACCAGUAUGGACAGAUGUGUUCGUCGUUCCAAAUGGGCCCUGCUCAAGCCUACAAUAGUCAGUUCAUGAACCAGCCAGGCCCACGAGGCCCCCCUGGAGGAAUGAAUCCAGCCACCAUGGGAUCGGCAAUGAGCAACCCUAACAUGAGUGGCCCUCCUAUGGGCAUGAGCCAGGCAAGAACUCCAGGCAUGGGGCCUUUUGGAGCUCAUGGCCAGAGGAUGCCACAGCAAGGGUAUCCUGGAGGGCCGCGACAGGCGAUGCCCAUGCAGGGGAUGAAGAGGCCGUAUCCUGGCGAGGCAAGUUACGGGGGUCAGCAAUACGGGCCAAACAGCCAGUUCCCCCCACAGCAGGGGCAGUAUCCCACAUCAAAUGCCUCGAGGCCGCUCCCCUCUCCUAAUUACCCUGGUCAGAGGAUGCCCGGGCAGCAGAGCCAGGGACAGUACCCACCCAGCAUGCCCAUGGGCCAGUAUUACAAGCAAGAGCCUUUCAAUGGUCAGAGCACCAACUUCUCUGGAGGUGGAUACUCCUACGGUCAAGGCAACGGGCCUCCGAGGCCUGGUAACUACCCCCACUCCCCUGUACCUGGUAACCCCACACCCCCCAUGACCCCGGGAAGUAGUAUUCCUCCAUACCUGUCGCCCAACCAGGAUGUGAAACCUCCGUUUCCCCCCGAUAUGAAACCAAAUAUGACGGCACUUCCGCCACCUCCGACUAACCCCAAUGAGGAGCUGAGGCUGACUUUCCCAGUCAGAGAUGGAGUGGUGCUGGAGCCGUUCCGCUUGGAGCACAACCUUGCUGUCAGUAACCACGUCUUCCACCUUCGACCCUCCGUCCAUCAGACCCUCAUGUGGAGGUCAGACCUUGAGCUGCAGUUUAAGUGCUACCACCAUGAAGACAGGCAGAUGAACACCAACUGGCCCGCCUCCGUCCAGGUCAGCGUCAACGCCACGCCCCUCACCAUAGAGCGGGGAGACAACAAAACCUCCCACAAACCCCUGCACCUGAAGCACGUAUGCCAACCUGGAAGAAACACCAUCCAGAUUACAGUCACUGCCUGCUGCUGUUCCCACCUGUUUGUGCUGCAGUUGGUCCACAGACCAUCUGUGCGCUCUGUCCUCCAGGGGCUCCUGAAGAAGAGACUCCUUCCUGCAGAACACUGCAUCACCAAGAUUAAGAGGAACUUCAGCAGUGUGGCGGCCUCGGCAGGAAACACCACGCUCAAUGGGGAAGAUGGUGUGGAGCAGACGGCCAUCAAAGUGUCGCUGAAAUGCCCCAUUACCUUCAGACGCAUCCAGCUACCGGCACGAGGGCAUGACUGCAAGCAUGUCCAGUGUUUCGAUCUGGAGUCGUACUUACAGCUCAACUGUGAGAGGGGGACAUGGAGGUGUCCUGUGUGCAAUAAAACGGCAUUAUUAGAAGGUCUGGAGGUGGACCAGUACAUGUGGGGAAUCCUCAAUGCCAUACAGAAUUCAGAGUUUGAGGAGGUCACUAUAGACCCGACAUGUAGCUGGCGACCCGUCCCCAUAAAGUCUGAGCUACACAUCAAAGAGGACCCUGAUGGACCACUGGCCAAGCGCUUUAAAACCAUGAGCCCCAGUCAGAUGACCAUGCCCAAUGUGAUGGACAUGAUCGCACAGCUAGGACCUGGUCCCGGCCCAGGAUCUGGACCCGGCUCUGGUCCGGGUCCCAGUCCUUACCCAUCGCACCCGGGUCAACAUUCAAGUGGCAACGGCGGAGAUUACCCAGGAGCAGGCAACACUUACCACAGCCAAGGAAGCUUUGACUUCCCUCACGGGAACCCGUCUGGUGGUGGAGCUGUCGGAGGUGGAGGUGGUGGAGGUCCCCCUAUGAGUGACUUCAUCCAUGGGCCUCAGCUCUCGCACCCUCCAGACGGACCUGGUGGACUCCUCUCCCAGGACAAGCCUCUAAGCCACAGCAUGAACGAUGCAAUGUCUCACUCUGAUCAGUCCCAUAACCCCAUGCAGCAGAGCUUGCAUGCAUCUCCGCACCAUGGCAGCCAAGCAGGGCUGCCUUUGCAUCACAGCGGCCAGUCAGGGCCGCCCUUGCAUCACAGUGGUCAGCCAUCGCAGCCGCACCGCCAGCCGCAGCCUCAUCCGCAGCCGCAGCAGCCCGGGCAGAACAGUCACCCGCACGGCGAUCUGAACUUUAACCCCUCCUCAGAUGGGCAGAUGGGUCAGGGAGCCCAGGACAUGCCCGAACCCUCUUUGGAUCUGCUUCCAGAGCUGGCGAACCCAGACGAGUUACUGUCGUACCUGGACCCUCCCGAUCUUCCCACCAACAGCAACGACGACCUUCUCUCCCUCUUUGAGAACAACUAGCCUCUUCUCUCCUUCCACACAAAACCCUCCUGCGCCUGACAGGAGCGGUGACGUGUUUGACUGUCCGUCCACAGACACUUCACCGACACUUCAAGCAGCUUCCCGUGCUCACACCCUCUCUCUCACACACGCACGCGCAAAACACAGACUCGCGGCAGACCGUGUGUGACGUGCAAGCACCUGCGUGUGUGUGUGUGUGUGGGGACUCCCCGACGGGAGAAAACGCAGGAACGCCGUGGCUCGUCCCCAGAUCUCCCUUUCUCUCCUCCUGUAAAGAUUCCACACACCAGUUCCUCCGCCUCUGAACUCCAAACACACCAUUUAUAGCCAUGUUUUUUGGCGGGCACUAAAGUGAUAUUAUAUAUACUGUAUACGUAUAUGAUAUUUGUGACUUUUCUGAACUGAAAACUGUGCAGCUAUAAUCGUCAUGUGUAACAACACUGAGGAGACCGUAGGGUAAGUGUUGUCGCUUUGUUUUGUUUGUUUGUUUGUUGUUUUUUUUAAGUUAUAAUUUUUCUUUUGUGGAACAAAAAAGAAGUGGUAGAGAAAAAACAAUUGUCUCAACAACAACAACAAAAAAAAGUUUUUAUCCUGUUUGAAAUAUGUUCUUCCAAAAUGAUGGCACAUGCCACGCCCUUUGACGCCCAGACUUUAGAGUGUGUGUGUGAGACAGUUGAAUAACUGGAAUCGGUGCACUGACAGGAUAAACUGAAAAUGUCCUUCAGUGUCAGCAGAGGUAAAGGAGUGCACAUCUCGUAGUGUGUGUGUGUGUUUGUGUUUCCUUUUGUCUGCAUGUGAGAGACUGCAGAGGAAAGUUUGUUUCUUCUCCUCCUCCCAGUCUCCAGUUUGUCUUUCUUCUAAUGUUCUCACUUUUCCUCAUCAAAUCCUGCACCGCUUUUCUUCACAAAGUGCAUGUGUGCCAAUGGCUCCCGUUGUCUUAGUCCGGCCUACUCAUGCUUGAUCAAAUCAUCGUCUCUCUCACUCUCUCUCUCUCUCUCGUCUUGAUAUUUAUUGUUUUCUUUCUUUGUUUUUUCUUUUAUACUCUUUUUAAACAUGUUUUAUCUUCUUCCCGCAACGGUUUUAAUCAGAUUUGUGUCACCAAAGUUGUCCUGCCGAACAUUUUGACAUCAGAAUCAUAUGUUUUGAUUGUACCGACUGUCUUCUUUUUCAUUUUUAUUUUUGGAGGGUAAAAAAAACCCCAUCCUGCAUGACCCAACAGUGUUUCCAGAGCUGUUGUAAAUACCCUGUGUGAAUACUUUGUGACUGUACAGCACUGUACCUAUCUAUUACCGCUACUACAUGGUACUGUAUGUCUCAAAAGACGACACUCACACACACACGCACACUCUUACAAUCAGUCCAACAUUGUCAUGAAUGGAUCAAUAUGCACUGUCACUGGACUUGUGUUGAGAACGUGCGUGUGUGUUGUGUACAGUUUUUUUUUUCCAUUACCCUGUGACUAAGCAUUAGCAAAAAAACAAAAAAAAGUGAGCAGGUUGUUUUGGUUCAUUUCAUAAACGCAGCUUGGAUUUUGCAGAUCAGAGGUCCAAAUUUCUCAACAAAAAAAACAAAACAAACAUCAUUAUUUUAUCUGUAAUAUUAUUGGAUUCACAAGUGACAUCGUCCUCUUUAUUUAAAGUGAGAAUGUGCAAAAAUGUGUUUUCCAGGCCUAAUAUUGAGCUUUUUGAUAUCUAUACUUAAAAGAAAAGAAAAUUGUGACUAUGAUUUGUGUAUUUUCAUCACAUUUGUUUCAAGUUUUAAGUUAUUAUGUUUGUUGUUAUUGUUUUUUUUCGUCACAGAUAUGAUUUGGUUUACACAGUUUUAUGCAGUACCGUCAAAGAAUUUAAAAUAUACUGUAUGCUGUAAGUCUACGUGCCCACCCCCCCAUCUGAACCAAAAUAUGGCUUCACUUGUCUUCACAGUUGAUCAAAUCACCACAGUUGAGGGAUCAGAUGUUGUUUGUGUUUGUUUUCAUGUUUGUUAAAGACAAUGCACUGCCGCAUUGGGAGGUUUUCUAUCCCUACAGUGUGUAACCGUAACCCGCUCACGAUAUCACGUGUAGGUGAACCCGAGCGACAUGUUGAACUGUUUGAUAUCAGACGUUAUAGAAAUCAAAGGUGAGGAUUUUGAAAUUUGAAUGCAAUUAAUAAUGUCCUAAUCUAAUAAUCCUCCUACUUCACAUUACAAGGACAAGGGUUGUGGCUGAGGGUCGGGGAUGAAAGGGAAUCGUGUACAUAAUGUAAAUGACAAAUAGAGACUCAUAAACAGAAAUGUAUUCAUUUUUUUUCUCCAGGGGGAAUGUGCAUAGUGUAUUUAGAAUUUGUAAAGCUUGCAUCCUCCUGUCAGACAUUGACUUGGGAAAAUGUGUUUGAUUGCGUCUGUGCAGACCUCUCUAACCACGCCUGUUCAUUUAUGUAAGAUAUUUUAUGUGCCUCUCCGUGUGGGGGGGUUCCAAGAUAAAAGGAAAAAAAAGAUAAAAAAAAAGGACAAUUUUCUUUUGUGUAAUACUUCUGUGUAUUUCUCUAUUACCUGUGUACUUUAUAAAGGUGCUACGAAAUCAUUCAAACCUUUUGAGGUAUAAUUGGAGACAUCGAGCUUUGAGCGGCUCGUAAAAAAAGAAAAAAAGAAAAAGGGUUGUUUCCAAAUUUACAGUUUGUAAGAAAAAAAAUCUUUUGUCAAAUUUAUAAUUUUUAUUCAAUUUGGCAAACAAAACUAUAUAUAUAUAUAUAUAUAUAUAUAUACAUGCUAUAAGGUACAAUCUGAAGUGAUUGGCACAACAGGUGGCAGUUGUCUCUUUGGUUUUGUACAUUCUAUUCACAAUCAUUUCAUAUUCUAAACUGGUCGGAAGAACAUUGUGAUUUUUAGUCUUGCAAAUCUGUAUGUAGUUAGAUGAUGUGACAUCCUAAUAUUUAUCUAAUAAAUAUGUAUUCAGAUGAAACACA
Messenger RNA from Solea senegalensis (Senegalese sole), 6505 nucleotides. It is a transcript of the gene zmiz1a, whose product is annotated as zinc finger, MIZ-type containing 1a. Lineage: Eukaryota; Metazoa; Chordata; Actinopteri; Pleuronectiformes; Soleidae. The record is from RefSeq and is a predicted model, not a curated record. Gene Ontology annotation, molecular function: SUMO ligase activity; zinc ion binding. The transcript is spliced from 19 exons. Gene Ontology annotation, biological process: regulation of transcription by RNA polymerase II; protein sumoylation. Bases 657 to 3563 code for a protein of 968 amino acids.